UCUCUCAUUUCCCCAAGGGACCUUUAAAAUGUUUCAUCAACACCCCUUAAACGCCACCCCUUUUUCUGCCACCCUUUCCCGUUCUACUCCACUAGCCACUUUCCCCCUCAGCUCAACUCCUAAAACCCUCUCUCCCUCUCCCUCUCUCUCUCUCUCUCAGCUCAACUCCUUAAACCCUCUCUCUCUCUCUCUCUCUCUCUCUCUCUCUCUCACCUUCAAUCACCUAUUAGAUGUAGUGAAUCAUCUAUAUAUAUGUACUGAAAAUCUGCACUUCACUGUGUGAUAAUCUGCGAAAAUGAGCACGGUCGAUAAGAUGCUCAUAAAGGGCAUACGGAGCUUCGAUCCGGAGAACAAGAACGUCAUCACCUUCUUCCGCCCCCUAACCCUAAUCGUCGGUCCCAACGGCGCCGGAAAAACUACUAUUAUUGAGUGCUUGAAGCUCUCUUGCACUGGCGAGUUGCCCCCAAAUGCGCGGUCUGGUCACAGCUUCGUCCAUGACCCUAAGGUUGCAGGGGAGACAGAGACAAAGGGACAGAUAAAGCUCCGGUUUAAGACCGCCGCGGGGAAGGAUGUUGUGUGUAUAAGAUCAUUUCAGCUGACUCAGAAGGCAUCAAAGAUGGAGUACAAGGCAAUUGAGAGUGUGCUUCAGACAAUUAACCCCCAUACUGGAGAGAAAGUUUGUCUAAGCUAUAGAUGUGCUGACAUGGAUCGGGAAAUCCCUGCUCUUAUGGGUGUUUCAAAGGCUAUUCUUGAAAAUGUUAUUUUUGUGCAUCAAGAUGAGGCCAAUUGGCCAUUGCAAGAUCCUUCUACCUUGAAAAAGAAGUUUGAUGAUAUCUUCUCUGCUACUAGGUAUACAAAAGCACUAGAGGUAAUUAAAAAGCUUCACAAGGAGCAGGCUCAAGAGAUAAAGACAUACAAACUGAAGUUGGAGAAUCUUCAAACUUUGAAAGAUGCGGCUUACAAGCUUCGGGAAGGCAUAUCUCAGGACCAAGAGAAAACAGAAGUAUUACAAGGUCAAUUGCAGGAUCUGGAAAGAAACAUCCAAACUAUGGAUGCUAAGAUCCAGCACAAUGAAGCAACAUUAAAAGAUUUGCGAAAACUUGAGAAACAGAAAAUGUCCAAGACUGAUGUGAGAAGCACUUUGUACAAGGUGAAGGAGGAACAACAUGCGAAUCUUGCUGAGGAGAAUGAAGACACUGAUGAAGAGUUGAAGGAGUGGAAAACCAAGUUUGAUGAAAGGAUUGCAAUGUUGGAAUCUAAAAGCAGCAAGCUGGAGAGGGAAAAGGACGACUUAGCAGCAAGAAGUUCAUUGCUUAACAUUGCAAUUAAGGAAUCAAUCAAGGAGAUCAGCAAGCUUCAAACUGAAGCUGAAGCUCAUGUCUCAUUGAAGAAUGAAAGAGAUUCACUGAUUCAAAAGCUUUUUGCGAGACACAAUUUAGGGUCCCUUCCGAGCACCCCAUUCAGCAAUGAAGUUGCUAUGAACUUCUCAAAUCGAAUAAAAUCGAGGUUCAUGGAUCUUGAGAAGGACUUGGAAGAGAAAAAGAAAUCAAAUGAAUUGAAACUUAAGGUAGCAUGGGAUCGCUUCAUGAAUGCGAAUGAUCGUUGGAAAGACACUGAGGCUCAGAAACAGGCUAAAGUAGAGAUCAAGAAAGGUAUUUUGAAACGUAUUGAAGAGAAGGAACGCGAACGUGAUUCAUAUGAACUCCAUGUUUCUAACAUGAAUCUGGCUCACAUUGAUGAGAGAGAUAAGAACAUGCAAAAUGAAAUUGAGAGAAAGACAAACCAACUUGCUGGAAGAGAAUUUGAAUCAAAUAUACUCCAAAAGCAGAAUGAGCUCUUCACCGUUGAGCAAAAAAUUAAAGCUCUUAGUCGCGAGAAAGACAUCAUGGAUGCUGAUUCUGAGGACAGAGUUCUGCUGUCUUUUAAGAAGUCAGAGGUUGAAACUUCCAAGAAAAAGCAUAAAAAGAUAAUGGAUGAAAUCAGAGAUAGAGUUAAAGGAGUGCUAAAAGGAAGGCUUCCUCCUGAUAAGGAUUUGAAAAACGAAAUUGGAAAAGCCCUAAGGGCUCUUGGAAUGGAGUUUGAUGACUUAAACUCAAAAUCCCGUGAAUCUGAGAAGGAGGUGAAUAUGUUGCAAAUGAAAAUACAAGAAGUCAAUAAUAACCUGACCAAACUUCACAAGGAUAUGGACUCUAGAAAGAGAUUUAUUGAAUCGAGAGUUCAGUCCUUGGAUCCGCAGGCUAUUAUUGACUCUUAUCUUCAAGUUUUGGAUUUGGCUAAAGAGAAAAGAGAUAUGCAGAAAAGCAAAUACAACAUCGCUGAUGGUAUGCGGCAGAUGUUUGAUCCUUUUGAAAGAGUUGCUCGUGCUCAUCAUAUUUGUCCAUGCUGUGAGCGCCCUUUCUCUGCUGAAGAGGAAGAUGACUUCGUUAAAAAGCAAAGGGUGAAGGCUACAAGUUCUGCAGAGCAUAUAAAAGUAUUGGCUGUGGAGUCUUCAAAUGCUGAUUCCUCCUUCCAACAGUUAGACAAGCUUCGUGUGGUGUACGAAGAGUAUGCUAAAAUUGGCAAUGAAACAAUUCCUCUUGCUGAGAAAAAAUUGAUUGAACUAAAUGAGGAGUUGGAUAAAAAAUCUAUGGCACUCGAUGAUGUGUUAGGUGUUUUGGCUCAAAUAAAGGCUGAUAAAGACUCCGUUGAGGCCUUGGUGCCACCUGUAGAAAAUGUUGACAGGCUUUACCAAGAAAUACAGGCUCUGCAAAAGCAAGUUGAUGAUUUGGAGUAUAAGCUUGAUUUUCGGGGGCAAGGCGUGAAGUCUAAGGAGGAAAUUCAGCUGGAGCUGAACACUUUACAGAGCACAAAGGACAGUUUACAUAAUGAUCUGGAAAAGUUAAGAGAUGAGCGCAGGGACAUGGAAAAUGACCUGUCAAAUAUCCGAUUACGGUGGCAUCGCCUGAGGGAGGAUAAGGUGGAAGCAGCUAAACAAUUGUCCAAUGUGAAAAUGGCAGAGGAUGAGUUGGAUCGUCUGUCAGAGGAGAAAAGUCAAGUCGAUCUUGAUGAGAAGCAUUUGGCAGAGGCUCUUGGCCCUUUAUCCAAUGAGAAAGAAAAAUGGCUUGGUGACUACAAUGAUUUGAAAGGCAAACUCAAUAGUGAUUAUGAGGAACAGGCUGAGGUUAGAAGAAAUUAUCAGCAGGGAGUUGAAACGCUUCUUGGACUGACGUCUAAGAUCAAAGAGUACUAUGAUUCAAGAAAAGGAGAUAGGCUGAAGGAACUGCAAGAAAAACAAACUUUAUCGGAAUCUGAACUUGGAAGUUGUGAGAUAAGGAAGCAGGAAAUUGUGGCCGAGCUGGACAGAAGUAAGGAAUUGAUACAGAAACAAGUUGAGGUAAAACGCAAUAUCGAGGACAACUUGAAGUAUAGGAAAACGAGGGAUGAAAUAGAUGAGCUCACUCGUGAGAUAGAAUCACUUGAAGAAAAAAUGAUGAAGAUUGGUGGGGUUUCCACCAUUGAAGCGGAUCUGGUAAAGCUCACUCAAGAAAGAGACAGACUUCUUUCAGAGUUAAACAGGUGCAAAGGUACAAUGUCUGUAUAUCAGAGCAAUGUUUCUAAGAAUAAAGUUGAUCUUAAACAAGCACAAUACAAGGACAUUGACAAACGGUAUUAUGAUCAGCUAAUCCAGCUCAAGACAACUGAGAUGGCAAACAAGGACCUGGACAGAUAUUACAAUGCCCUUGACAAAGCACUCAUGCGCUUCCACACAAUGAAAAUGGAAGAAAUCAAUAAGAUUAUAAGGGAGUUGUGGCAGCAAACGUACAGGGGACAGGAUAUAGAUUACAUAUUCAUUCAUUCAGAUUCAGAAGGUGCUGGGACUCGAUCUUACAGCUACAGGGUCCUAAUGCAAACUGGCAAUGCAGAGCUAGAAAUGCGAGGCAGGUGUAGUGCUGGCCAAAAGGUCCUCGCUUCACUAAUUAUACGGUUGGCAUUGGCCGAGACUUUUUGCCUCAACUGUGGAAUACUUGCACUUGAUGAACCAACUACAAACUUAGAUGGCCCCAAUGCUGAGAGUUUGGCUGCAGCUCUUCUGAGAAUCAUGGAGGAUAGAAAAGGCCAAGAAAAUUUUCAACUGAUAGUUAUUACUCACGAUGAGCGAUUCGCUCAACUUAUUGGUCAACGGCAGCAUGCAGAAAGAUAUUAUCGAGUCACGAAAGAUGACCAUCAGCACAGCAUAAUCGAAGCCCAGGAAAUAUUCGAGUGAAGUCCAUCACAUGAUUUUGACACAAUGGAGGUCGUUAAUCGUUGAGAGCAGCAGCGCGACAGUUCCAAGAAGCUGUCGACAUUGACGUUUUGUUGUAUCCUGAAAGUAACUAUUGCAAGUGUUUUCAUUUUCUUUCUACUCAUGUUUUCUUUUGUUUUCCUGUUUUAUACUUUUGGCUCUUUCGAAUUUGGUCUUUGUGAGUUGGUUUCCAGUCCUCUGAUGUAUAGCCAGAUUCUUGAUUAAACGUAUCUGGAAUUAUCAAGGACCUGAGCCAGUUAACUUGUACUAUAAUGUUUACGAUGUUACUAGUUAUGCUGAAUGUUUUCUUUUUAUGCCUAA
This is a messenger RNA of Rhododendron vialii, 4582 nucleotides long. Its product is annotated as DNA repair protein RAD50. Gene Ontology annotation, cellular component: nucleus; condensed nuclear chromosome; Mre11 complex. NCBI's taxonomy places the organism in Eukaryota, Viridiplantae, Streptophyta, Magnoliopsida, Ericales, Ericaceae. Gene Ontology annotation, molecular function: double-stranded telomeric DNA binding; G-quadruplex DNA binding; ATP hydrolysis activity. Bases 296 to 4243 code for a protein of 1315 amino acids. Gene Ontology annotation, biological process: telomere maintenance via telomerase; chromosome organization involved in meiotic cell cycle; double-strand break repair. The transcript has 27 exons. The record is from RefSeq and is a predicted model, not a curated record.